Molecule: messenger RNA, 2428 nt
Organism: Colius striatus (speckled mousebird)
Lineage: Eukaryota; Metazoa; Chordata; Aves; Coliiformes; Coliidae
Product: retinoic acid-induced protein 3
Exons: 4
Coding region: 174-1244 (356 amino acids)
Biological process (GO): G protein-coupled receptor signaling pathway
Cellular component (GO): intracellular membrane-bounded organelle; extracellular exosome; plasma membrane
Molecular function (GO): G protein-coupled receptor activity; protein kinase activator activity
Source: RefSeq, a predicted model, not a curated record
UCCCGCCGUUAAAGCUCCCAAGGAGGGCAAGCGCAGGGCUCCAGAGGCACAGAAAGGAAGGCAGCUGGGUGACUGGCGCACUGGGAACUGCCUCUUCUAGCCGGACCUUCGCUCUUGCUUUCUCCAGCUUUGAGGAAACAUUUUAAGGGGAGGUUGUUCAAGAAGGCAAGAGGAUGACAACGUCAACUCCCCGAGGCUGCGGCAGCAUUGGGGCUGACUAUUAUCUGCUCUGUGACAUAGAGGCAGCUUGGGGGAUUGUCCUGGAGUCGCUGGCUGCAGCUGGUGUCCUCAUCACCAUUUCCUUCAUCUGCGUGCUCUUCUUUCUCAUCUGCAAAGUCCAAGACAACAGCAAGCGGCACAUGGUCGCUGUCUAUUUCUUCUUUCUCUUAGGCACGCUCGGCCUUUUUGGUCUCACUUUUGCCUUCAUCAUUAAUCUCAAUGACAGGAUUCGCCCCACUCGCUUCUUCCUAUUUGGAGUCAUCUUUGCUCUCUGCUUCUCAUGCCUCCUCACCCAUGCCUUCAACCUCAACAGAUUGGUGAGGGGAAGAAAGCCCUUCUCCUGGCUGGUGUUGUUGCUCCUCAUUAUUUCCUUUGCCUUGGUGCAAGUUGUAAUCAACAUUGAGUACUUAGUCACCAUGCUAGUACACCAGAGAGACACAUUUCUGGGUAUGUCUCGGGAGGAAACCAACAAGGACUUUGUCAUGCUUUUGAUCUACGUGCUCUUCUUGAUGGCUCUGACCUUCUUGGUUUCCAUGUUCACGUUCUGUGGGUCAUACAAGAGCUGGAAGAGGCAUGGGGCACACAUCUUUGUCACUGUCCUGUUCUCCAUUGCCAUUUGGGUAGUGUGGAUCACUAUGCUCACAAAAGGCAACACAGUUUUAGAACAUCAAAACUGGGAUGAUCCAGUUGUGGCCAUUGCUCUGGUGUCCAAUGGAUGGAUCUUCCUCAUAAUGUUUAUCAUCCCUGAAAUUUGUUUCCUCACUGCCCCUCUGAAGCUGGGCGACUACCCUCCAGAAAACGACUUCUGCCAACCCAGGUUCUUAAAGCAGACAGAUGGAGUGGAAAACCGUGCCUACAGACAAGAUGAAAUCGUGCAAGGAGAGACAGGAGACCUCAGCUACUCUCCAUACUCUUCUAACUUUCAGAUGAAGACCAUCGAACCCCCAAAUGAUUUCUCCAUCCCUCGGCCCAAGGCUCGGACAAGCCCAUACCAUGACUACACUGGUGGGAAAAGUCCCAUGUAGCAGCUCCACAGUGAGCAGAGACUGAGUGCCCAUCAGCAGAGGUGUGGGGAAUGGGCCACAUGGUGACGAAUGAGUCAAUCCUGCAGGAGAGACAGAGUCAACCCAGAGGGAUCCUCUUUUGCACAAGCACACUUGUCAUUCCUCAAACACAGCUUUCAGACACUGCUCUGACCAUCCUGUCCCUGAUCACUCUGUUUCUUUGUGGGAUGGAGCUCAUCUCUUCUGACAGAGGAGCAUGCUGGGAAGUGCUUGUCCUGGACUAAUUUCAGCAGGAACGCUGUAGGGCUAGAGCAACAGGAAGAGCAUCAGCUGGGCCUGCAACUGGCUCUGCCCCAGCCAGAACUUGCUUUGAUCAGCCCAUGGGCCACCUGUGCCCCAUGUCUGAUGGGAGAAGAGGCAGGAACAGGAGUGUCAGCCCUAUACAUCCUCACUCCUUUCCACCUAUGAACACAUUUCAGGUACUAUCAAGGACACCUUUAUCUAUCCACCAUUGCUUUUGUGCCCACUCCCAGCCCUGCCUGGGAGAUAGUGGAGGAACUAUUCCCUUUUUGUUCUUCACAUAUACUUGCAACCCUUUCCUCAUCACCUGGAGACCAUGGUGGAGAGGGGGAAGGAAAAUUUAAAGACAUAAAAACAUCUACACACGUUUACCCUGACACGUUUUCUGAAUUGUGCUGUAGCAUCAGCCUCCCUCCUAGCUCCGACACCUGACCACACGCCCCAGUUAAGCUCCCCAGCAUGCCUGCCCAACCCCCAAAAUCCUCCCUUCACACCCAUGCCACCCCAGCCUGUGGAUCCCUGCAGGCAAAGCCUCCUUCCAUGCAGCUGCUUGCAAUACCCCAGUGGGAUUUAAUCCCACACACCUGAGAGCUCUGCCUCCUCCUGAGUAUGUGUGUGGCAUUAACUCGAGAGCCAGGGACCACGAGCAUGUGUGUUGUGCGUGCAUGAGUGUGUGUGUGUGUGUGUGCCGUGUGGACUGCACCCUGGUGAUCAGCAAUGAGUCUGCAGAGUUGAAUCAUUCUGUAGCCUGCUUUGCAUUUGGCAAAUAGCUUUCCGUGAUAUUUCAUAUAUAAAUAUAUAUCUCCAAGUGGGUGUGUAUGGGGCACUGGUGUCUGACACAGCUGUAUAUUUAUUUAGUACUUUGUAUGUGGAUUAUUUAAUUAAUAAAAACCCAAACAGCCUGA